This is a messenger RNA of Acromyrmex echinatior (Panamanian leafcutter ant), 3334 nucleotides long. RefSeq names its product putative G protein-coupled receptor B0563.6. Gene Ontology annotation, biological process: G protein-coupled receptor signaling pathway. Gene Ontology annotation, molecular function: G protein-coupled receptor activity. NCBI's taxonomy places the organism in Eukaryota, Metazoa, Arthropoda, Insecta, Hymenoptera, Formicidae. The record is from RefSeq and is a predicted model, not a curated record. Gene Ontology annotation, cellular component: membrane.
AAUCGUGUCAUCGAAUCGCAAUGAUCUAAUUCGAAUGUGGUUCGAAAAAGUGCUACCAAGUUUGCGCGUAUCGUUCCUAACUUUACUAAUCUCGUUUGUAAAUUCAGAUCGUGUUAUCAGCCACCGUCUCGCUCGAACAUCUCAGAAAAACGCGAUUGCUCCACUAGUUAAUUACUGAUCAAUCGGAAACGCGUGUCACGAGAUGAAUACACGGCAGUUGAGCGAGCGAAUUCGAAGAUGGAUCUGCGGGCGCGAUGGAACGGGGAAAUUUAUCGCGAAUUGUGAAAGGCGUUGAAGUGAAAGAGAAAGAGAGCAAGAGAACGGCAAGAUGACGGACCUGCUUAAUAUAAGCAGGAUUCAGAAUAUCUGCCUGCUACCGGAAGAUCUGGACAAGCAGGAGGAUCCUCGAACACCGACUUUGAGAAGAGUCAGUUACGGUAUCGUGUUGCCGACCAUUUGUUGUCUCGGCAUCAUCGGAAAUAUCUUGAAUCUCGUCGUUCUCACGAGAAGAAAUAUGCGCGGCACUGCUUACGUCUACAUGAGAGGUUACUCCGCGGCGGCGCUUCUCGCGAUCCUUUUCUGCAUCCCUUUCGCGCUAAGGGUGCUCAUCCAUAAGGAGACCGGGGGAUGGAGUAGCUGGAUCCAGGCCUUCUAUCACGCUCACCUCGAACUCUUUCUCGGGAACGGCUGUUUGGGGGUUGGAGUAAUGAUGCUUCUGGCAUUGACAGUGGAGCGUUACGUAAGCGUCUGUCAUCCCGGCCAACACACGCGACCACUCUGCGGACCACCUCACCUAACAGUGGUGCUCAUCCCUCUAGCUACAUUUCUCGUUUAUCUACCGAGUGUAUUUCGGGGUGAAAUUACGACUUGCCUGCUGGCACCCGACGGUCCUCUAAUCUACCAGAGAAGAGACAAUCAGACAUUUCUCAACUCGUGGUACUAUCAGGUGUAUAAGGUGGUGCUAGAAGUUGUUUAUAAAGUGGCGCCAACGAUCCUUCUCGCCGGUUUCAAUCUAAGAAUAAUGAUAGUGUACAGAAGGUCCUGCGAAAGGCGCCGGAGAAUGACUUUAUCGAGAACUGUCAGCAGUGAUGAGGAUCCUAGAACUUUUGCUGAAGAACGGAGGCUCAUGCUGCUCUUGGGUAGCACCAGUAUCCUUUUUUUAGUCUGCGUCAGUCCUAUGGUCAUCUUAAAUGUUACGCUCAGCGAGAGCAAUCUCAACAAUUAUGCUUACCAGGUGUUCCGUGCUCUGGCCAAUCUGCUGGAAAUGAUCAAUUACUCGAUCACAUUUUACAUUUAUUGCCUCUUUUCCGAAGACUUUCGAAACACUCUAAUUCGUACUCUGCAGUGGCCGUGGGUCAAGAGCGAGCAAGGCGGUAGGAGCCUGCCGAUGAAACGUUCCCCGAUACCUAGACCGACGACUACGACGACAACCCCGCCAACUACUACAGUUGCGACCCCCGGACAUCUGGCUCGUGCCAGCGUUUAACACGGAUUUUUUGCCAUCGAUUCUGGCGUCAACCGCUCGGUCGCCAAGCGGUGGAACAAAAAGGAUUCGAAUCUAGCGCAGGAUUGACGCACUAUGCAACUGUAAACGUCGGGUUUUAUUGUAAGAGAAAAAAAAAACUCUGUUAAAUAGCCAGAUAUUCGAACACGCCGUUCGUUUACGUCGCACGAUUACGUUGGACAAUCUCGUUUGCGUGUGUAUGGGUAUGAUGGUGAUAAUAGUAAUUAAUGAAAGUUUCUUACGGUGAUUAAAUAGCCGUUUAUCGUUUCUUCGGUCGAUAAAAUGUCGGCGGAAAGACAUUCAUCUUCUGCUGGGCGUUUCCUACGAAUCUUCUCAUUCUUACAAGUCGAUUUACAAGAAAGUAUUUGAACUAUGCAUAUUCUCUGUGUACCGGUGAACUCCGAAAUAGUUGCAGAGGCACGGCCAUAUUUACGAAACAUUCCUGCGUACUAGAGCCUAAAGUUGGGCGUGUCUACAAGGUUCUGCUGCUGCAAAAUUUCAAUGUUUGACCACUCUGGGAAUCAAAUCGACCAAUUUGAUUAAAUAGCCGAUAUCCGAUUAUCUCUCCCUCUGUCGAACGAUAUUCUCGCUUGGUGAUCGCGUGAAAGCGUUCGUGAAUGUCCAACUCGAUUUCAUGAAACGACGAGGAUAUAAAAAGACAAGGAAUUCUAUGUAUCGCCGAGUGCCCCACAGGACUCUUUUGUGCUCCAAAGUCCAAGCUGGAAAAGUUUCUAACGUAGUCAAUCGAGUUUAUGCGAAGGAGAGAACAAAGAGCAUGAGAGAGGAGAGAAAUGAGAGCCACGUCGCAAUGUGACGCGAAGAACUCAUCAGAAUUCGCACGAAAAUGCGACAAGACUUGAGCAUCGGAGUCGCGAAUGAUCGUCGUCGCUCGUUGGAAAUUAAACGAGAGCGCUCGGACGAGGUGAGAGAAAAAAGAAGAACGGAUAUAAAAGGGAAAAAUCUGAAAUGUGUCAAGUACCUGAUUGUACAAGGGAAUCUUUCCCGCGAGAAACCACGGGAAUAGCCAGGGUUGAAUCGGGGUGGAAGAGACCGUGUCAAGAGAGAGAAUCCGGAAUCAUCAGAAACGGAAGACGGGAGGCGCACAAAAGGCAUACUGCAGCUCUUACGGACAUUUAAAAUAACGAAUAACAUCGAGAAAUAUUUUAUCGCCGCUCCGAUGAAUCAUCGUGAUUUAUUUCCGUGUGAGUGCUGUAUAAUUAAGCGCCAACCGAGCGCCAGUGAGAAUUACGUCUCGUCUUCGCCGCGUUAUCGGCAUUAAUCUUUUACACACCGCGAUGUAUCUUCGACGUCGAUAAGCUACGUUCGAUUAGACUUAAGCAAUUUAUGUAUAGCGCUCGAUAACGCUUCCCAUUCCACGUUCCCCGGGACGAGAAUUGAAUUUCAAGGAGGUUCGCGUAUUGAAGGAACGAAAAGAGCGUAUCACGAUGCGAGAACGAACGGGCGAUACGAAACUACUAAUCUCACCUUUUGGAUCUAACGAAAGGAUCGCUGCUGGCUACGAUAAUAAUAUUCCAUCGAACUCUCUCCGAAAUAAACCGCUACCUCUUGAUUACAUCGCGUUCCGAAAAUAGAUGCUGCACUCCAGAGAGAUAUUCUCAUUUCUUCGGGAAAUCGAUAAUUAAAUUCGUCGCAACGGGUCCGUCCGCGUUUGCGGUUCGAUGGUGAUAUUAUUUCGCUUUAUUUGCAUACGUAAAUCCCAAUGAAGAAUAUUUUGCGACGUGUACCUCCCUUUCCGGAACGCGACGCGUCUCGUUUAGUAACUUCAGCGAAGCGCGCGUGUAAGCGAAGAAAUAAAUUCAGAGAAACGUC